Melampsora larici-populina 98AG31 is the source of this 702-nucleotide messenger RNA. RefSeq lists its product as uncharacterized. NCBI's taxonomy places the organism in Eukaryota, Fungi, Basidiomycota, Pucciniomycetes, Pucciniales, Melampsoraceae. Bases 1 to 702 code for a protein of 233 amino acids. The record is from RefSeq and is a predicted model, not a curated record. The transcript is spliced from 2 exons.
AUGGACAGCGAAUCAUUUCAUAAGCAAAUCGACAAAAACUUGAGGAAAGAACAAGACAAAGGGAAAGGGAAGGGAGUAGAAAACCAAGAAGGAAAUCAGGUUGAAGGAACGAGCAAGGUACAAGAAGAAUGUGGGAGAGAAGGAGGACAAGAGGAAGGUGAAGGCAGGAAAGAUGCAGGUGAAAAACCAACCAAGUCUACCAGUCAAAAACCAGAAAAUCCAACAACCUGUCAAUCCAAGAGAAAGAAAGUUGCCCCGAAACCGUUCCCACCACCAACACCGGCAGCUAUCAGCAAAGCAAAAGCCAUAGGCCAGAUACACAUCAAGAAGCUGAAACCAACAGAAAAGAAGACACAAGAUCAACAAGACAAUUCUCAAGCGAGUCAGAAGAAGAGAAAGACUGGUCCUACUCACCAACUCAACACAAACCAAGGGAGUUCUAACCAACAACCACCACCCAAUCAACAAGCCCCACCGAAACCUCCACCAACGACCAACCCUCCAGCUCAUCAACCUAGAAAUCAAAUGGUAGAAGAACAAUCAGGAGAUGAGUCAGAAGAAGAUGGAGCACAAGAAGGCAAUAACCAAGGAGGUGGUAUGUGGUUAGGAGAAAGACAUGAUCAGAAUCCUCAAAUGAUCGGGACUGUAGGAGGAAUAGUACUAGGAGAUGUCAAAGAAGGGAAAUACCUCCCAAGGAGAUGA